AUGGCGGGUAUCAUUGUUAGAAACAUAUAUCCACACACCGAAUACACGAUCGUGCCGGGCCCUACAGAUAGUCGAAGACAGGACCUCUGUAUAUUGGAAUUUUACAACGCGACUGGCGCAUUGAACGCAACCUACAUAGCUCUGUGGUUUUGGAGCAUUGCCAGUACCCACGGUAACCGCGAUAGUGCUGCCAGCGCAACGACAGAGGUCGGGCAACCAAGCGAGGAUGUGGAGGGCGAUGAGAGUUCUGAGGAAGGUGCUCAAGAAGGCGACCCGGCUGAAGGUGAUGCUGCCGAGGGGGCAGAUGAAGCUGCUGAAGGAAUCGAUGCAGAUGGGGUCGAAUACAACGACGGAGAGGAAAACCAAAACGACAACGAUGACAAUGAAGGAGACCAAGGAAAUGAAGAUAAUGGAGACGCAGGAGACCAAGAAAAGGGGGAUGGUGGAGAUGGAGACAAUGGAGACGAAGAAAACGGAGACGGGAAAAUGGGGAUGGAGAGACAGGCGAGGAAGACGAAGACAGCGGAGAUGGAGAGACAGGCGACGGCGAUGCAGAUAACGGAGACGCAGACAAUGGUGACAAAGGAGACGACGGAAGGGAAGGUGAAAGAAGAGGAGCCAGAAGAACAGCCAGAAUCUGAGAUAGAGGAUGGGCCAGAAGAGGAGCCAGAAUCCGAUCCAGAAGAGGAACCGGAUGACGUACCUGAAUCAGAGCCAGAGGAAGAGCCAGAAGAUGGGCUUGAAUCGGAACCUGAAGAGGAGCCAGAGGAGGAACCUGAAGAAGAGCCCAAAGAAGUGUCGGGAGAUAAGGAAGAGGGGGAUAAGGAUGAGGAUGAUGAUGAAUUUAAUCUUGUAUGGAUCAAAGAUGAUUGGAUUGUUGGAGAGCCGCGUUCGAUAACUGACAUGGACCUUGACUUCUAA
Messenger RNA from Penicillium canescens, 921 nucleotides. RefSeq lists its product as uncharacterized. NCBI's taxonomy places the organism in Eukaryota, Fungi, Ascomycota, Eurotiomycetes, Eurotiales, Aspergillaceae. The record is from RefSeq and is a predicted model, not a curated record. The transcript has 3 exons. Bases 1 to 921 code for a protein of 306 amino acids.